This is a messenger RNA of Hymenoscyphus albidus, 1703 nucleotides long. NCBI's taxonomy places the organism in Eukaryota, Fungi, Ascomycota, Leotiomycetes, Helotiales, Helotiaceae. The record is from the annotation of a GenBank genome assembly.
CUUCUCGAUACAAAUAAUUGGAUGAGUGGAAGGUGGGAGGUUAAGUAAGCUUACUUGUUCGCUCCCAUUUGUGUGCAUGUCUCGGAAUUUCUCAACCGUCUUUGGUUGUGUAACAAAGUAUUUCAGGACGGUGUGACUACUUCACGGACUUUGGAUCAUCACGCUACGAGGCGUUUGGAGAGCAAGACAGACGUCGAGAUGAUUUCUUCGACCUCAGAACCACCGGUUUCGAUCCCCAUUAUCGAUUUUUCGAAAUGGAUAUCACCCAAUUCUCCAGAAGAGCGUCUCGAGGUGGCAAAAGAGUUGGCUGAUGCAUGUCAUAACGUUGGGUUCGUUUCAAUCAUCAACCAUGGUGUUUCCCCAGAGCUACUUGAAGAAGCAUUUGCAAUGUCGAAAAAACUCUUCGAGCUCAAGCCAGAAGAAAAGAUGCUGGCACCUCAUCCAGACGGCCCAGAGGUUCAUCGUGGAUACUCGUGGCCUGGGUUGGAAAAGGUAUCACAGGUGAUCAGUUCAGACCUUGAAGUCGGAGAAGCUCUGAGGGCAGUGAAGGAUUGUAAAGUGAGUAAUUGUAUAGAACAAUGAAAAUAUAGGCUAACGCAUACUUUCACCAGGAAAGCUACGAAAUCGGAAGUGAAGAAAAUGAAGAACAGCCCAACGUUUGGCUACCCGAAAAAGUGUUCCCUAACUUCCGAAAAUUCUUCAUGGACUUCUAUUGGAAAUGUUCUGCCACCUCUCAAGAAAUCCUGAAGGCUAUCGGGACAGGCAUGCAUUCGAAAGACCCCGAGUUUUUGUUGAAAUACCAUAGUGGUCAUAAUAACCAACUUCGACUUUUACAUUAUCCACCUAUCCCAGCUGCUCAACUAGAAAGCGAAGCGAGUGCAAGAAUGCCAGCUCACUCAGAUUGGGGUUCUAUCACUAUGCUGUUCCAAGAUGAUUGUGGAGGGUUGGAGGUGGAGAAUCAACAUGUUCCCGGGGAAUUUAUUCAUGUCACUCCUUUGAAGAAUGCCAUUGUUAUGAAUAUUGGGGACUUGCUAAUGAGAUGGAGUAACGGUAAUUCAAACCCCGUUCCUUCCAACGCCGAGGACGCUGACAAGUGCAACAGACUGGUUGAAAUCAACACUUCACCGGGUCACCCUUCCACCAGCUUCAGACCGCUACACAGGGGAGGAACGAAUGACCAGAGCCCGAUACUCGAUACCGUAUUUCGUCAGUCCAGAUCUCGAUGCGAAAAUUGAAUGUAUGCCAGAGUGUGCGACAGAAAGUAAUCCUAAGAAGUAUGAACCAGUCAUACAGCGAGACUACUGGCUUAUGAGAGCAAAACUACAAUAUCCCACCAAAGCAACACCGUAUUCGGCGGUUGCAACAUAAUGCAAAUGUUUUUUUAAAUCACUAAUUGUAUGUUAAUGAUGCAUUCUCUUACUAUACAGUUAAUUCAUGGAAGAUGAACUUUGAUCUAAUGUCUAGAGAAAUGCCUGAUACCUUCCGCUGCACCACGAAAAAACGAGUCUGUCCUCAGAAGAGAAGGUCUGAUGAGACCAAUUGUACUCCAAUCUGUAAUCUUCGUCGCUUUAUUAAGAACAUCUUGGUAUUUCUGUAACAUCUCAUAUGCCUUCGCGACUUGUGUUUCUGUCGACGCACAGAAGAAAAGAUAUAUCAGAUGAUUUCCCCCAACUAUUAGGUUACUACGACUAUCUGUCGAAGCA